AGAUAAAAAGACGAAAACCGUAAACCAUACUCCCUCAAUCAAUAAGAUCUGUUCCAGUAAUCAGAGAAUAUAUACAAUGGAAGGAGAGAUGGGAAUGGUAUCCUGCGCCGCCUGAGUAGCUAUCGUGCGCCAUGGGUGGGGAUGCUAACGGGAGUAGCAGCGGAGGGACUAUGACGGCGGAGGCUCAAUACGUGGCGGCCAAGACCUCUGUUUGGUGGGAUAUAGAGAACUGCCAUGUGCCCAAGGCUUCCGAUCCGCAUGCGAUCGCGCAGAAUAUAAGUUCGGCGCUGGCGAAGAUGAACUACUGCGGUCCGGUCUCUAUCUCCGCUUACGGCGACACCAAUCGUCUCCCCAAUACGGUCCAGAAAGCCCUAUCCAGCACCGGCAUCGCUCUCAAUCACGUCCCGACUGGGGUAAAAGAUGCGAGUGACAAGAAGAUUCUUGUUGAUAUGCUCUUUUGGGCUGUGGACAAUCCUGCUCCAGCAAAUUAUUUGCUGAUUUCCGGUGAUAGGGAUUUUUCUAAUGCUCUCCAUCAGUUGCGUAUGCGAAGAUAUAAUAUUCUAUUAGCGCAACCGCAGAAAGCAUCUGCACCUCUUAUUGCCGCGGCAAAGAACAUAUGGCUAUGGACAAGCCUAGUAGCUGGAGGACCCCCUCUUUCAAGUGGCGAAUCAUCACAACUUGUUGACAGCGAUGAUACUCAUAACCCUGUAACAUCGCAAAAUUCAUUGGCCGAACCUAUUAAACCAAGUGAACCAAUAUAUUUCAACUCCGAACACCUUUCAUUGGGGAACCAAAAGUCAUCUGUUAGUGGAAGAAUUGGUGACAAUAAUUCUACCGGGAAAAAUGCGCGCAAAACCCAUAGUUUUCCUAGCAUAUCAAGAGCCUCUAGUGCGCCAGUUGCAACCACAGUUCAAGAAGCCAAGGUCAACGAAUUCUCCUAUCAGCCCGAACAUUCACAGACAAAGCUAUUUAGAAAAGCCCCACAUGAAUUUUUUGGGAACAGUGACAAUUCUGUUUCCACAAGUCGGCCUGCUCCCAAUUUCCAUCCCGGUCAUUCUGACCAGUCAAGAAGUAACAGCAACAACUUUUUAGGUAACCCUCCUAAUCACUCUCCUUUUCCCUUAAGGCCGAAUAACCAACAUAUACCUACUUUUGCACCUCCGAAUUUUGAGAAUCGUGGUUUUCGUCCAGUGCCUUCAAGACCAGAUGUUCCUAGAUUCCCUUCAGGCCCAUUCACAGGUGUGCCUGAUGUUGGUAAGCUAAAUGUAUCUGAAUACCCCAAUUAUGCUCAAAAUCCAUCUAAUUUUCAUCAGCGAAUUGGAGAAGAGUUUAAAGCAGGCUCUAUUGAGUCGUCCAAUCCAGCUAGCUUAAAUAUACCACAGAAAGGCAAUAUCAUGCACAACAGCCAGGGAAUUCACCAAGAUAUGAACAAUCGGCAGUUUCACGGUGUUGAAUUUUCACGUCCUGCUUCGCAAGCAAUGGUAGCUAACACUGCUUCUAGUGAUGGUGUUUGGGGAGCUAAAGGACGCCCCCCGCCAUCUGAGUAUGUGCAAGGUCUUAUUGGAAUUGUUCUACUUGCCUUAAACACCCUGAAAACUGAAAAAAUGGUGCCUACUGAAGCAAACAUAACAGAGUGCAUUCGUUAUGGAGAUCCAAAGCACCGAAAUACAGAUGUAAAAAAGGCUCUGGAGAGCGCGAUCAAACAAAAUAUGGUGGUGAAGCAGAACUUAGGUUCACUGCAGCUGUAUGUUGGUAAACAUGAGAAAUUAUGGAAGUGCGUGAAUCCCAUUGGUGGCAAUCCUAAUGGGUAUCCAAAAGCAAUGUGGGAUGCAAUACAAAAUUUUCUUACUUCCUCAGCUGGAAGAUCUGCAAUUCUGUCUUCUCAAUGCAGAUAUGAAGCUGCUUUGGUUAUAAGGAAGGCGUGCUUGGAAGAGCAAGCUUUAGGCGAGGUACUCUUGAUCUUGAAUAUGGUAAUUGCGAUCAAGAAAUGGAUUAUACCUAAUCCAUCAGGGUGGCAACCAAUUGCUAUUACUCUUUCAGAGACUGACCCCGAGUAGUUACUGGAACUGGUGCUUGAUCUGCUGGAGAUUAGUUUCACAGCAGCUAAGUAGAUUGCGGAACUAUUAUCAUCAUCAAUCCUAAAACUAUUGUGGAUGGUCCUUUUAAAACAUUACUCAGUAAAGUAGGCAUCAGGUAUUCUGCUAUCCUCUGUCUUUGUUGUUUGGGGAGCUCUAAUUGACAUCUGAAGGGAAAAAGAGGAUUUAUCCUCAUCAUCAAUCCUAAAAUUGUUGUAGAUGGUCCUUUUGAAACAUCUCAGUAAAGUAGGUAUCAGGUAUUCCGCUGUCCUCUUUGUUUUUGUUGUUUGGGGAGCUCUGAUUGGCAUCUGAAGGGAAAAAGAGGAUUUAUAACUACCGAGAUGAAGCAUUAUACACUAUCACUACUGUAAUUUCCAUCGGCAGAGUUGUGUCAGUUAUUUUAUGCAAUGUAAAAUACCCUGAAGAAGUUGUUAGUACCUAGCUAAUGAGGCUUUUGUCUACUUCAAAUCAUCUACCAUUCGUCAAGACAUUUUGGUCCAUGCUGGAUGGAUAAGAAGUUACUAAGAGCCUUGUUUCUUACAGUUAAAUGUUAUGAGUAAGCCUCAGCUGGGAAAGAGUAACAAGAUUAUUUGUUUAUUGCAUGAAAGGAGAAGCCAGCAUGUAGUUGGGGGUUCUUUCAUUGGUCCUAUGUCAUUGGCAGUGUGCUGAGUAUUAACUUGUGCUUACUUGUCAUGCUAGACGACUCCUGGGUAUUUUGAUGUUGAGGCUGGGUGUAUACGCCAAACUUAACCGUACAGGUACUGGUAAAGAGGUUCUUACAAGGUUAUUGCUUGAGGGUGAAUUUGAUAGUUACCAUUCUGGAUGGGAAGAAAGUUUAUGGCUGAAAUAUAUUGCGACCAUGUACAAGUUCAAGGUUAAGUCUUGUCUGGGAGGUGAGUAACCUGUUAGGCAUACAUGGUUACUGGUUAGACACGUAUGCAUGUAUUCAUGGUUAGACACAAAUAAAUGUAUGGGGUAGAAAUGUGUACUGUAAUUGGUUGUUUGCUAGCAAUGACUGCUCUUUUUUCUACGUUUAGAACUCUAGAUAUUUUCUUGUAUUUGAAAUUUGGUUGUGGUAAGCAAAUUUCUUUGGGUUGCUGAUA
Molecule: messenger RNA, 3178 nt
Organism: Tripterygium wilfordii
Lineage: Eukaryota; Viridiplantae; Streptophyta; Magnoliopsida; Celastrales; Celastraceae
Exons: 3
Coding region: 132-2057 (641 amino acids)
Biological process (GO): regulation of gene expression
Cellular component (GO): peroxisome
Molecular function (GO): RNA nuclease activity
Source: RefSeq, a predicted model, not a curated record